Dendrobium catenatum is the source of this 276-nucleotide messenger RNA. RefSeq lists its product as uncharacterized. The record is from RefSeq and is a predicted model, not a curated record. The transcript is spliced from 2 exons. Lineage: Eukaryota; Viridiplantae; Streptophyta; Magnoliopsida; Asparagales; Orchidaceae. The annotation marks the transcript as partial.
AUUAAUUCAUAGGACUUCCGACCAAACGUUUCCGGUUUUGGAUAAGGAGGAAAGCUGAUAGGAAUGGACGCAGGCCAAAUUGCCCUUCCCAUCAUCGGCAUAGCAGCCGCCGCCGCUGUUGCCUUUUACGCCGUAAGCUUUGCCGAGCUGCGUGAGAAAUCUUUCAAAGAGUUGGAGGAUUCGGAUUCCGAAGCUAAUGGUGGCGGUUUCAUAUCUUCAGCAAGUUCUAGAGAGGUAAGGGCAAGGAGGAAAGCUGAGAAAGAAGCUAAGAGAAGA